AGUUUCAGUUACAUGCAAACAACAACACAUUCUUCUAUCGUACAAUGAAAACGCAAAACGAUUCUCCAAAACUUCGUCACCACACUAAUCGGCAACUAAUUUCACGUUUACUUCCUUCUCCUAAUUCAUCUUCCAUUGAUUCCACCGAAUUCCCUUCCCCUUCCUCUGUUAUACGUAAAUCAUCAUCCACUCCCUCCGACAUCAACAAUCGGAGACACAAAAUUAACGAUGACUCUCUUUUCAACCGCUACCAACAACUCUGGCCUUCAACCGCCAAAAUUAAUAAUAACUCCGGCGGCACACUCGCCGAUCAGAUCAACGAAGACAGAAUCAUAGAACAAAAUUCCAAACAUAAACAAAAGAGUAACAGAGAGUGUAAAUAUUUUGAAUUACACGAUGAAAUUAGAGAAACCGGUGGUUCUGCGAGAUUCACAGGAAAAUCGAUGAAGAAACUCAAUUUUAACGGUUCCGUUAUUGUUCCGGGAAGAUUUUCAUUAGACGAAAAUGCGAAACCGUUUUUGAAGAGAAAUUCGAGCUUAACGAGUUCGAUUGAUAUCGAAUCUCGUUGUAGCGACGAGGGAUUGGUUUCUCCGGCGAGAAAAUCUGUAGUUGAGGUUCCUUCAAGGUUUAUGAGUGAUGCAACGAUUAGAAGAGCUAGAAGAGGUGCUUCGGAUACAAACAUUGGGAAUUUGAACGGUGGUGAUUUGUCGAAACCGGUGAUUAAGAGGACUAAUUCGGUUGCGGGGUAUAAGAGUUCUAAGACGCAAUGGGCUUUGUCGCCUGGGAGAUCAGAGUUUUUGAGUAGUCCUACAAAGGUGAAAAGAGUUGAAAAAUUUCUUAACUUUGGUUUUGAUCUUUUUAAGAGUAAGAAAUCUGUUGUUCUUAAUUCGUUGCCGGUUGCUUUUGGAAAUAAUGAAGAUGUUUAUAAGCUUCGUUUGCUUCAUAAUCGUUUGAUUCAGUGGAGAUUUGUAAAUGCUAGAUCACAUGUUGUGAAUGCAAAUAUUUCUCCUCAUGCCCAGAGCAAUUUGAUAUGUGUCUGGGAUGGUCUCACCAAGUUGCGGUAUUCUGUUAUGAAAAAGAAGAUACAAUAUGCUAGAGAAAAGCUUGAAAUGAAGAUAGCUUUUAUGUUGUAUUAUCAAUUAAAGUUAUUAGAAGCUUGGGGGGGAAUGGAAAGACAACAUAUAUCAACAAUUAAUGCCACUAAAGAGUGUUUACAUUCUGCUGUAUGCAGAGUUCCUCUUUUGGAAGGUGCUAAGGUGAACAUACAAUUUACAUCAAUUGCUAUUCGUCAGGCCUCCGAACUCACCGCUUCCAUUAAAUCAUUAUUAACAUCUUUUUCACAUGCAGUUGACAAGACUGUUGCAAUGGUAUCAGAAUUGGCAAAAGUUGUUGCACAAGAGAAGCAACUCUUAGAAGAGUUUUAUGAUCUCUUACAAACCACAUCUCUCUUUGAGCUUCAAGAAAGAAGUGUAAAUUGCAGCCUCAUUCAAUUUGAAGGUUGGCAAAGGAAAUAUCAACUAAUGUUGAAGUCCAUUCUAGGUUGCUGCAAAGUAUAUAUAUCAGAGAGCAGAAACAAGAGUGCAUUGGAAUCAAUUGAAAGAGCUGCUAAACUUUUUCCACUAGCACCAAUAAUUAACAAGUUUGAAGAUGUUGCUUACAAUAGAGUUGGUUACACUCUUGUAUCUGAGUUGGAUUCAGUGUCUUCUGCACAGCCAUGUCAUUUGACAAAUGCUGUGUUGGCUAUGGUAAAAGCUGCUUUUGAGAAUAUUGAUUUUGAGCUUCAUAGUGGAACUCAUCCUAGAGUUGGUGUUGUGGACCAUAUAUGUUUUCAUCCUCUUGUUGAUGCUUCAUUGGAUCAAGCAGCUAGGACUGCUAGGUGUUUGGCCACUGAUAUGGGUUCUAGUUUGCAAGUUCCUACUUUCUUAUAUGGAGCAGCACAUGAAGAGGGAAGAACACUUGAUUCAAUCAGAAGAACCUUUGGUUAUUUCAAACCAAAUUCAAGCGAAAACCAGUGGAUUGGUGUGCCAAAAUCAAACACUUUACCACUAAAACCUGAUAGUGGUCCAUGUCAAGUUACUCCAACAAAAGGUGUUGUUGUCAUUGGAGCUACCAAUUGGGUAGAUAACUACAAUGUCCCUCUAUUAACUUCCAAUAUCAGCGUCGUUCGCAGAAUGGCGAAACAGAUUAGUGGAAGAGGCGGUGGACUCGCUUCUGUGCAGGCCAUGGCACUUACACAUGGUGAAGGUGUCAUAGAGGUAGCUUGUAAUUUGUUGGAUCCAAAUAAAGUUAAUGGUGAAAGAGUUCAACAAGAAGUUGAAAAGGUUGCAAAGGAAGAAGGUAUUUCUGUGGAGAAGGGAUACUACACAGAUUUUUCACAGGAUGAAAUUGUUAAAAGUUACUUGAAGAUAUUGGAAGAGAGAAUUUGAUGAUGGAAAAUUACUUUGUCAUGCACUGAGAAGUUUUUUUUUCCUUGUUAAAUUUUCAUUCUAGUGUAAAAUUGGUCUUUCCUUGAAAGGAAAAUUUAUGUACUAACUUUUCAUACAAAGCUUAUCCAUAAUUUUUACCUCAUUUUUCAAGUGAUCAUUAUACAAAUCCUAAAAGAGUU
This is a messenger RNA of Cicer arietinum (chickpea), 2605 nucleotides long. Its product is annotated as QWRF motif-containing protein 3. The record is from RefSeq and is a predicted model, not a curated record. Gene Ontology annotation, molecular function: microtubule binding. Gene Ontology annotation, cellular component: nuclear microtubule; cytoplasm. Lineage: Eukaryota; Viridiplantae; Streptophyta; Magnoliopsida; Fabales; Fabaceae. Gene Ontology annotation, biological process: spindle assembly.